Xenopus laevis (African clawed frog) is the source of this 2048-nucleotide messenger RNA. RefSeq names its product rab GDP dissociation inhibitor beta. The record is from RefSeq and is a predicted model, not a curated record. Bases 98 to 1426 code for a protein of 442 amino acids. The transcript is spliced from 11 exons. Lineage: Eukaryota; Metazoa; Chordata; Amphibia; Anura; Pipidae.
UUGGCAAAUCAGAUUAAGCUGAGGUUGUUUCAUGUCUCUCUGCGCCCAAAGCUAAGAUCAUUGAGAGCCACGAAUGUGAGUAGCAAGUCUGCCUGGCAUGGAGGAAAUGUAUGAUGUCAUUGUUUUGGGGACAGGGCUAAAGGAAUGUGUAUUAUCGGGAAUCAUGUCUGUGAAUGGCAAGAAGGUUUUGCACAUAGAUCAGAAUGAUUACUAUGGAGGAGAGACUGCGUCUAUUACUCCCCUGGAAGAGCUAUAUCGAAGGUUUAAUGUUAAUGGACCCCCAGAACCAAUGGGCAGAGGGAGGGAAUGGAAUGUGGAUCUCGUACCAAAGUUCCUUAUGGCUAAUGGACAGCUGGUGAAGAUGCUUCUCUACACAGAAGUCACCCGAUACAUAGACUUCAAAGUUGUAGAUGGGAGUUAUGUCUACAAAGCUGGCAAAAUUCACAAAGUCCCUUGCACAGAGGAAGAAGCUUUGGCUUCUGACCUAAUGGGCAUCUUUGAAAAGAGGCGUUUCCGAAAGUUCCUUCUAUUUGUGGUGAACUUCAAUGAUCAGUGUGCAAACACUCAGUAUGAUUUUGAUCCGACAAAGACGACCAUGAGAGAAUUAUAUCGGAAGUUCGAUUUAGGUCCAGAAGUCAUGGCUUUUACUGGUCAUGCCCUGGCCUUGUACAGAACGGAUGACUACUUGGACCUUCCAUGCUUAGAAACAAUAAAUCGUAUUAAACUGUACUGUGAAUCACUGGCCAAAUACAGUAAAAGCCCAUAUCUUUACCCUCUCUAUGGACUAGGAGAACUUCCACAAGGAUUUGCCCGGCUGAGUGCUCUGUUUGGUGGGAUAUAUAUGUUAAAUAAGCCUGUGGAUGAGAUCCUUAUGAAAAAUGGACAAGUAGUUGGAGUAAAGUCAGAGGGAGAGAUUGCUCACUGCAAACAGCUGAUUUGUGACCCCAGUUAUGUGCCUGAUCAAGUCAAGAAGACUGGUCGGGUGAUAAGAGCCAUUUGUAUUCUCAGCCACCCGAUCCGAGACACCAACGAGUGCACCUCGUGUCAAAUCAUCAUACCUCAGACUCAGGUUAACCGAAAAUCAGAUAUCUAUGUCUGCAUGGUCUCCUGCUCACACUGCGUGGCAUCAGAUGGGAAAUACGUGGCUAUAAUAAGCACAACGGUGGAAACAGAGGCUCCAGAGAAAGAGAUCCAGCCAGCCCUGGAGCUACUGGAGCCUGUUGAUCAGAAAUUUGUGUCCAUAAAUGAUCAAUUUAAACCAAAGCUUGAUGGGACAAAAAAUCAGAUCUUCAUUUCCAGAUCAUAUGAUGCCACCACAAACUUUGAGACAACGUGUGAUGACAUUAAGGACAUGUUUAGGAGAAUGACAGGUGCUACCCUGGACUUCAGUGACAUGUGGAGUUCCGACAACUCAGAUUUCCAAUAAUAAUUGUACUGUUAUUUUUUUAUAAAAUAAUUUGACUUUGCUUUUGUUCUUUAAAAUUGCCUUUAUUCUAUCACGUUGUAAAAUGCAUCUGGCCUCUGCCUCUUUCCUCAUGUGGAACUUAAUCAUUUCAGUAAUGUUUACUAUGUUGGACUAUUUUGGAAUUUUUGUUUAGGCAACCCUUUGACCACGAUUUGCCAACAGAAAAGUUACAGAUAGACAUUGCUGUAUCAGUAUUUCUGCUAUGAUUCUAAGAUUAUCAAACCCUAACAAUCCUGUAUCCCAAAUCUCGUUUUAAUUAACCUUCAAAUCAGAGUAUCUACCAAAUCUCAUCCUAAGUAAGUCUUCAGCUUUAGUCUUGUUAUCUAUUGUUCUGGGACCCAAUGCAGGAGCAGCCCCAAGGUUUGUGAACUACUAGAGUCUACUGCAACACUGAAACCAGUCUUUCCAAGACUAUGAAGUCACUGUCAGUUGUCAGGCUUGCUUUCAAUAUCGAUGAGACCUAAGUUGACUCUCUGUUCCUUGUGUAGAAACAAUAAUAUUUUAUACAGAAAAACUAUUUACAUUCAUCCUGAAACCAUGCUAUGGUCUAAUAUUGAUUUUUUCCAAUAAAAUAUUUAUCUUC